This is a messenger RNA of Schistocerca cancellata (South American locust), 2727 nucleotides long. RefSeq names its product follistatin-related protein 5-like. The transcript has 16 exons. Gene Ontology annotation, cellular component: neuronal cell body; plasma membrane; axon. The coding region runs from base 1 to 2727 and encodes 908 amino acids. Lineage: Eukaryota; Metazoa; Arthropoda; Insecta; Orthoptera; Acrididae. The record is from RefSeq and is a predicted model, not a curated record. Gene Ontology annotation, molecular function: calcium ion binding; axon guidance receptor activity; protein binding. Gene Ontology annotation, biological process: synapse organization; homophilic cell-cell adhesion.
AUGGACUAUGAAGCAGCCAGAGACCGAGCAGUGACUGGGAGCUUGUUACCUCACAUUUACUUGUCGUCCGGGCAGCAGUUACUCCAAAUUGGGACGCGAGGUUGGCAUGCCUGCACGGGCGUGGCGCGCGUCCUGGGCGCACGCGUGCUGUGCGUGCUGGGGACACGUGGCCGCGUCCCGCACGUGUUUGACAUUUGCCGCCGUGGAGCGGGCGGGGCGCCGGUAGCCGGAGCAAAGCCCCGCGGCUCAUCCCGCCCGUGCUCGCUGCUGUCGUGCGGCGCGGGCCGCGAGUGCCGCCUGGACGGGGCGGGGCGCGCCUCCUGCGAGUGCCGGCGCCGCUGCCCGGCGCGCGCGCGGCUGGCGGUCUGCGGCAGCGACGGCCGGCGCUACGCCUCGCACUGCGACCUGCACAGACAGGCCUGCCUCCAGCGCCGCCGCAUCGCCUUCGACCACAAACUCGCCUGCCUGCGGCAGCCGACGGUGUCACUUUCGCUACUGCUAGCUACUGACACGAAUCUUUGUGCUGCGGCAGGGAACUGGACGGAACAGGAGCAGACGACACCUGCUGCGGAUGCCUCGCAGGAGUCUGGUUCGGACCUGGACUUGCUCAAUAACUCCGUUCCGGACGAUCCAGGGCCGCGCGUGUGCACCCUGCAGCAGUACGAGAUCAUGAAGGAUAAUCUGCUUCUGUACAACCACGCCAGACUGAUGGCAGAAGACAACCGCAGUUCUGGUAAGGAGUACCUGGUGAGCAUCAUGUUCAGCCAUUACGACCAGAACAACGACGGCGCCCUGGAGAAGGAGGAGCUUGACGAGAUCACGACCAAGGAGCAGCUGCGGCAGCUGUCCAAAGGCUGCACGCUGGGCCACAUGGUCGACUUCGACGACGCGGACAAGGACGGCCACCUCGACAUCAACGAGUUCUACAUGGCCUUCAGCAAGCUCUACAGCGUGUCGGUGGUGUCGCUGGACAAGGCGCUGCAGGUGAACCGGCUGUCGGCUCGCGUGGGCGACAACGUGGAGAUAAAGUGCGACGUCAGCGGCACGCCCCCGCCGCCCAUCGUGUGGCGGCGCCACGGCGCCGACCUGGCCGCGCUCGCCGGCGACGGCGUCGGCGUCCGCGUCUUCAGCGACGGCUCGCUCUACCUGACGCGCGUCCAGCUCGUGCACGCCGGCAACUACUCCUGCCACGCGCAGCGCAACAAGGACGUCGUGCAGACGCACGUGCUCACCGUGCACACAAUACCGGAAGUGAAGGUGAUGCCGAAGAUACAGUACAGACGUCCUGGGGAGCAGGCGUCCAUGUUCUGCCACGUCGUGGGAGAGCCUUUCCCUAAGGUGGAGUGGCUGAAGAACGACGAGCCGCUGCGCGCGCGCCAGUGGCCGCGCAAGUACGACCUGGUGGGCAACGGCACCGAGCUGCGCACGCGCCACAUCGCCUACGCGGACACCGGCGCCUACAUGUGCCAGGCGCGCAGCGUCGGCGGCCUCACCAGGGACAUCUCCUCGCUCGUCGUCCAGGACGAGCCCACGCCCACGGCACCCAACGAGGAGAGGCGCUUCUUCUCAUUCCACGACUGGGGCGUCUCCGUGUACGAGCCGACGGCGUGCCGCCUCUACCACCAGAUACAGGCCACCGACAUCAUCCCAGGGACGCAGCAGUACGUGUGCGGCGACAAGGGCGCCAACUGUAGCUGGGGGCAGGCCAUCAACGUGGCCAACCGCUACGUGUACGUCGCGCAGCCCCGCAACGACCGCGUCCUCGUCAUCAGCAAGAUACAGAUGGUCGUCGUCGACGUGGUGGUGACGGACAAGUUCCCCGUGGAGCUGCACUACGUGCCGCACCUGGACCAGGUGUGGGUGCUCAACUGGCGCGCUGAGCACGACAGCGGCGUCAAGACCAUCCAGGUGAUCCGCGACGCCUCGCAGAAGCGCAAGCACCACACCGUGCACCCCGAGCCCAUCGACGGCCAGUUCGACCUCGUCCAGGGGCUCUUCGUGCCGCCGCUGCAGGACCUGCGCUACAACUUCCAGUACGGCUACGUGUCGCACUGGAAGCAGCGCGGCCUCUACAAGAUCGACCUGGCCAACAUGCGAUACGUCCGCAGCGUCGACCUCUCGCUCUACAACUGCGUACCGCGCCAUCUGCAAUUCUCAUCUCUGUACGGGCUGGUCAUCGUGGAGUGCGAGCAGCCGGCGGGACAGCUGCUGCUGGACUACCUGACGGACGCCGUGGUGUCCCACAGGGCUCAGGUCUCGGGCCGGCCCUACGUCUCGCCCGAUAGCCGCGCCGUCGUCACGCUGGACCGAGGACGCGACGGCGUCACGCUCGUGGUGCAGCGCGUGCAGGACGACGGCCUCAAGUUUCUGUUCGACGUGAAGACGACGCUGAACGUCAGUGACAUCGCCUUCUACCCGUCUAGAACGAACCACGGAUACGACCUGUACGCCAGCGGAACCGAUAAGGAGGACAUACUCUUUCUGAAUCUAGUCACAGGCAAGGUGGAGAUGAUCACAGGCGUGGGCCGCGCGAUGCCGGCCCGCCUGUCGCAGUGGGGCGCGCCGAACCGGCCCAUCGCCGCCUCGGGCGUCUUCGGCCACUACAUGGUGACGUCGGCCAGCGGCGCGCUCUUCGUCAUCAACGGCGAGACGCGCACCGUCAACUGCGAGAUCGGCGGGCUGGCGCGGCCGCGCGCGCUCGUCUGGGUCACGAUGCGCCUGCAGUGA